UCUUGUUCUUUGCAGGCCAUAAUACGUAGUUAAAUCGUAGUUGAGGACUUGAGGUUAAAUCGAGACUGUCCUCAUUAGACCUUGUGAUUAUAUUUCAGAAUCUCCGCAGACAAUUGAAAGCUUUGAAAAAAACUACUUUCAGGUCGUCAAAAGAAGUCGAUUUGCAGGUCAUCAGAAAUAGCCGCCGAAAACCAAGGACUCAGCGAUGGUGUUCAGAGCACUGCAGGCUGCGCGGCUGUUUGGCCUGCUGUUGCUGCUUUCUGUUCAUCGUUAUAAUUCAGUAGCAGGGGACUUCGACCUCUCGAGCUCCAACACAAGAGUUGAGUCGGAUGCCGAAACUUACUCCCAGGGCGAAAUAAAUGAAAAUGAAGCCAUUAUACAAGAAGACAUGGUAAAUUUAAACGUACAUCGUCACAAGCCUUCUGUCAUCAACAAAUUUGAUGGCAAAGUACAAAUUAAUACCGCAGAUGGCACGCAAAAAGAAGCUAUAAAGUCUAAUCUAAAUGAAGAAAAUACCGCGCAAACUGCAAAAUACUGGCGGGGUACAGAUGUCACUUUGAAUGCAAAGAGCAAAAGAGCUGCAGACGAAACGGGCAUUCUUUCAGGUACGGAAGUCCUGAAAAAAUCAGAAAGUCGACUAAAUCAUGUAGCAAUGCAAGAUAAUGUUCCUCCUGUUGAUGAAAUAAAGGCUGAACAACAACCAAGCAAGCUCAGUGUCGUGAAGCUCCGUUCCAGUGAAGAAGAACUGAAUUCGCCUUCGCAGGAUAUUAUCACAGAAGACACCGGUCAUUCUGUAGAAGACAUGGCGCACGAAAUGAUUGAGAUCAUUGGUGAUGAUGGGAGCUCGAACUCCACAGACGACGAUGAUGAAUAUUCAGCGGUUCAAGUGAGGGAGCUGGCGAUCAUCGGGGGAGGGAUCUGCCUCAUCGCGGCAUUCUUUCUUCUGCUUAUCUGCUGCGGGAAAACAAUUGAUCCGCCCGGAGAUACAGAAGCUGACAUCGCAGUGCCACCUGAGAUUCCCCGUACCGGUAGCUCGGCUGGACGAACAUCGCCGGCAGGUUUUGAAAACAAUUCAACAACUGACACUAAGUCCACCAUGAAUGAAGAAGCUGAGCCACUGAUGAACCCAACUACCGAUAGAAGUGAUUCUUAUCCCGUGAUAGCCGAUUCAUUGGUUGGAGCUGCAAUCGAUUCCGAAAGCCUCCACUCUUGUGGAAACGAUCAAUAUCCGAAGACAACCGCCGAAAAUAAUUCCAGCGAUGCAGCAAUAUCAGUUCCACCUUUCAGUGCUACUAGUGAUGACAAAAAUUGUGCAAGCGAAAACAUCGUCGUUAACAAUCUUGUGGAAAUUUCUUCUGGUACAACACCUGCGCCAUCUUCGGCUGCUGGAGACAAAAUAAAGGACGACAUUGGUCUGGCGGACUCCAUGACCUCAAGCGUCCAUUGCUUAGCAAAAGUUAAGACGCCCGAUGAAACAUCGGCAACAUCAGGUGUUGAUUUUACAGAAGCUGAAAUCUUUUCUCUGCUGAAAGUCGAUACCUCAUCGGCGAAAAUCGCUGCCACUCCGACGGCAACAAGUGAGGCCACUCCGACGGCAACAAGUGAGGCCACUCCGAAGACAACAAAUGAGGCCACUCCGACGGCAACCAGUGAGGCCACUCCGACGGCAACUAGUGAGGCCACUCCGGCGGCAACUAGUGAGGCCACUCCGGCGGCAACUAGUGAGGCCACUCCGGUGGCAACAUGA
Molecule: messenger RNA, 1747 nt
Organism: Hyalella azteca
Lineage: Eukaryota; Metazoa; Arthropoda; Malacostraca; Amphipoda; Hyalellidae
Exons: 4
Coding region: 206-1747 (513 amino acids)
Source: RefSeq, a predicted model, not a curated record